AUGUUCCCUCAGGUUGAUGAGUAAAAGCAAAAGAUCAUUUUGAAAGUAAACUAGAAGAAAGAACUCUACGAUAAGGCUCUACUUAUUGUUGCUGAAAAAGAUAUCCUCAUGUAAAAAGCAAGAUAGACAAAAGAUUUCACAUUGAUAGGUGCUUUUCAUGGCAUUCCAUUUUCAUUCAAGGACUAAAUUCAGAUUAAAGGAGUUGCAUCAACUGUAGGGUGUAGCUUUCUUACUAACAACAUUGACUAAGAAGAUGCAAAUAUUGUAAAAGUUAUCAGAUAGGAAGGUGGAAUCCCAUUUGUUAAAUCUAAUGUACCUUAAAUGACCUUGUCUCUGCAUACAGAUAAUCCAAUUUUUGGUUAAGCUUAGAACCCAUAUGAUGAAACAAGAAAUACCGGAGGUAGUUCAGGUGGAGAAGGUGGGCUCUUAGCUGCCAGAUGUAGUCCUAUUGGAAUUGGUACUGAUAUACUCGGAAGUCUGGCAAGGUUGCGGACUUCCUGUGAAAUAUGGGCUUACUUUUAUGGGAAUUAAUUGCCCUACAGCUGGACCAAUGACUAAAAAUGUUGA
Stylonychia lemnae is the source of this 567-nucleotide messenger RNA. NCBI's taxonomy places the organism in Eukaryota, Ciliophora, Spirotrichea, Sporadotrichida, Oxytrichidae. The record is from the annotation of a GenBank genome assembly.